Molecule: messenger RNA, 1110 nt
Organism: Mus caroli (Ryukyu mouse)
Lineage: Eukaryota; Metazoa; Chordata; Mammalia; Rodentia; Muridae
Source: RefSeq, a predicted model, not a curated record
AUGCAGGUGACACUCUGCCGACUUCGGACUCACCAGUGGUGUUUCAUUCUCUUUAACGUCAUACUGUUUCAUGCAUUGCUUUUUGGAGCUGACUUUGUAGAAGAAUAUUUCUUACAUUCUUUGCCUCAUGUGGAUAUGAAAAUUCUCGACAUUAAGGACAAGGCAAGAAAGUUGAACCUGGAACCUUUAAGAGGUAAUCCCUCCAAGUAUUAUAUCCUAAACCAGCCGGAGGUCUGUAAUGGGAAAAGCAUCUUUCUGCUCUCUCUUAUCUUCAGUAGCCCAGGGAAUGGAACAAGACGGGACCUCAUCAGGAAAGCCUGGGGUAGUGUGACCACUGUCCAAGGCUACCCAAUUCUCACGCUGUUUGCUCUGGGAAUGCCAGCGUUGGUAACUACGCAGGAAGAGAUAGAGGCGGAGUCUCAGAAGAAUAAUGAUAUCAUUGAAGGGAUCUUCUUGGACAGUUCUGAAAACCAAACCCUGAAGAUCAUCUCAAUGACCCAGUGGGCUGUGGCCUUCUGUCCCAAUGCCCUGUUCAUACUCAAAGCUGACGAGGAGAUGUUUAUCAAUCUACCAGGCUUGGUAGACUAUCUUCUCAAUCUGAAAGGUCACCUGGAAGGUAUCUAUUUAGGAAGAGUUAUCCAUCAGGAUAUACCUAACAGAGACCCCCAUAGUCAAGAAUUUGUCUCUCUUAGUGAGUACCCCGAAAAAUACUACCCAGACUACUGCAGUGGUGAGGCCUUCAUAAUGUCCCAAGAUGUGGCUCGGAUGGUGUACGUGGUUUUGAAUGAAGCACCUAUUAUGGUGCCCGCCGAUGUAUUUGUAGGGAUCUGUGCUAAGUCCGUGGGCCUUAUACCCAUCCACAGUUCAAGGUUUUCUGGGGAAAGACACAUCGCCUAUAACAGAUGCUGCUACAAGUUCAUGUUUACAUCUGCAGAAGUUACAGAUGCUGAAACUUCCCUGGCAUGGAAAGAAGUGAGUGAUGGGAAAGAGUGUUCGCUGUUUGAGACUUAUUCCGGGCUCAUUUCCUGCAAGCUUCUGACAUACCUUGACAGCUUCAAGCAUUUUCACAUGGGGAGCGCAAAAGACCAUGCUGUGUAUUUUGGGGACUAG